AUGAUGGGCAACGACGACUUUGCCGUCCCCGACUUGCCACCCCUGCAGCCCGUAUCGCGCGCAAAGGGCAGGCUCGGCCUGUUCGCCGACAUGGUCGCGACACAACCCACCGUCUUGCUCUUGGAUUUCUGGAUGAAAUGGCACAAGGCAAGUGGCCAAGUGGCCGCGCCGUUCGUCAUUAGCACCAUGGCCGGCGUGCCCGUGCUCCAAUGUCGGGGAUACAGGGGCGAGCACUGGACCAAAAAGAGAGCGAUUCACGACACGAAAGGGAACCGCCUCUUCCGCCUAUCAGCCAAGACAACAGACGGGUGCAGGUAUACCGGACGCGACGGCGAGGACAAGGAGCUGUUCAGGCUAUACGGCAACAGCACAUCAGCACUCCAGGUCGAGUUUGUCGACAAGUUCUCUCUCCGGCCGGCGAUUCUCCACAUUCAAGGCGGGCACGCGCGCAAAGUCGUCAACAUUACGUGUGACGGGCAAGUGGUGGCGCGCACGCGCCGGUGGGAUGGGCACGACAAGACGUAUGGGCGGACAACGUACCGACUCGAGGUCGCGCAGGGUGUCGAUAUCGCGCUCCUGGCGGCAAUCGCCAUCUGCCUCGACGAGCAGGAAAAGGCCACCAGGUCGUCUGGGUCAUAUGACGCCGCCAGCGGCGGUGCCACGUCUUCAGGCGGGGGUGCAUUCCGCGACCCUGUGCAUGUCGAUCCGAGUGGUGGAGUUGUUACCGAGGGGAGGUGA
Messenger RNA from Apiotrichum porosum, 738 nucleotides. RefSeq lists its product as uncharacterized. Lineage: Eukaryota; Fungi; Basidiomycota; Tremellomycetes; Trichosporonales; Trichosporonaceae. The transcript is spliced from 6 exons. Bases 1 to 738 code for a protein of 245 amino acids. The record is from RefSeq and is a predicted model, not a curated record.